CAUCCGGUUUACAAAAUUUGGUCAUUUACUUCGAUUAUUUUUUUCUUUUGAAUAUAAUCAGUGAUAACUAUGGUUUUGAUAUUUACCACUACAACCAGCCUGUUAGCUCCUGAAUUUGUUGAAAGUUUUUCUGCAGAAAAACUCGCAGUUGGUCUUUUCAGAGUUUCCAAAGAUGCAGGUGUUCAAUUAAUCAAAGAAAAUAAAUCAUUUUUAAUCAGCGGUGAUUGGAAUAAUGUUAACUAUGCACAUGCGUCCCUUGAAUCUUUACUUAACGAAGAAUUAGCUAACGAAGUCAACAUAAAAAAUACUAAGUUAUUAAAAUCACAGACAAUAAAUUCAAGUCGCUCUCAGAGAGAAUCACAAUCUGCCAAGUUUCGAACAAACAGCACAGGAAAACACAAUGAAGGGAUUAGAAGCAAAUCUUGUCAGAAUAAUCCAACCGUUCCGCAACCCAUGGUAGUUGUGCAUGGAAUUUUGGAUGAAAGUAAUGUCACAAAGCAGUUGAAGCAAGUUAUCCAGAAAAAAGGAAAUCAAAUAGAUCUGCCGAUUAAGAAACAUAUUGUUAUAAGUGGUGCACCAGAAAAGUUAAAGAAUUCAGAAGAAACACAAAAAGAAACAAAUAAUGAAGACAAUGAUAUUCAAUCAAAUAUGGAUGAUGAAGGUCCUGAGAUUGUUAACAGUCAAGAAAAAGACAUUAUUGUAAAUCAAACAUCAGUAAAAGAGAGGUCUGCAGACAUUGAAGUUAUAAUUAAGACAGAGCCAGUCACAGAUGACUUUGAUGGAGAUACUGAUGUUGAUGAAUCAUACAAAAAUAUGGAUGAUGAUUGUUCAGAAUCUGAUAAAUAUGUGGUUAUCAAAAAGGAAAAAAACCUUUUGGACGACGAAGAAGAAAAUAAUGAUAGACAGAAGCCAGAGAAAAAGACUAAUAAAGUAGUUAAGAAAAGGGGUGCAAGAAAAAAAAGACAACCCAAAGUUAAAACUGGCAGAGAGCCAGUUCCAAAAAACAGGAAGAAAUGCAAAAAGUCUGAAGAUGUAUUUCAGUGUAAAGAAUGUGACUAUAAAAGCAAUGUUAGAGACAAUUUUAGAGAGCAUAUCAAACGAAUGCAUAGCAUGUAUGUUGAUUCUUUUGAAUGUAAGGACUGUGGUAGAUUUUUUGGACUGAAAAAAGAUUUGAGUCGGCAUAUGAAACAUGUUCACACUGAAGAGUCUCAUUUUUGUGACAUUUGUGGAAAAGUAUAUAAAUCUAGAAGAGCAUUUACUGAGCAUUUGCCUGUUCAUGCUGAAGAUUAUGUAAAACCAAUGUUUCCAUGUGAAAUAUGUGGAAAGACUUUCAGCACGAAAUAUGUUUUGACAGGUCAUGUGAAUUCAGCUCAUCUUGGAGUGAAGAAGUCCUACAUUUGUCCAACAUGUGGCCGUAGUUUCACACAGAAAAACUCUUACUUAAUGCAUGCAAAUGUUCAUGCUGGGAUCAAGCCUUAUGUUUGUGAUGUCUGUGGAAAGGCGUUUUCCUACGACAAAUCCCUGAAAGAGCACAAGUACAUGCAUGACACUGUGCGGCACUUUGAGUGUGAGGUCUGCAAAAAGACAUUCCGACAGAAGGCAAGCCUGCAGAUCCAUGUGAAGGUUCACAAAGAGACAAGGGAUUACAUCUGCCAGUCUUGUGGAAAAGGGUUCACUCAAAAGCAAGCUCUACAUCGGCAUGAGAGAAUUCACAGUGGAGACAAGCCGUUCAAAUGCAACUUGUGUUCCCGGAGGUUCAAUGACUACUCUAUCAUUAGAAGACACAUGAUUAUGCUGCAUAAAAGAGACCCGAAGUCUCCAGGGGAUUGGAAGAAGGACAUCAUUUGUACCAUGAAACGGAAGACUGAUUUCUACAUAGAUGGUGGUACAGGCUAUAACUCUGGGGAAAGAGUUUCACAUGAAGAAGACACAGGAAAAGGUAAAGAAACUGACGACACUGUAAAUGCUGGUGUUGAAAAUGCUAUGGCAAUUCUAAAUGAUGACAUUAUGAAAGGCGAUGAUAAUAGCCCUGCAAAGGAUCAGGAAAUAGAAGAGACAGAAGACGCCCCGAAUGUUGAACAUUUAAGUAGUGGUCCAUCUUAUCAUGAAAUGGCGAGUGUAGCCUUUUCAUCAGAGAAGCCAUCCGAUUCAGGAGAUCAGUCCCCGUCAGCACCUAUAAACUACAGCCUUCCGCCCAGUUAUGCAAGCAAUACCAGACCAACUGGAGACACUGAUGUGGAAGAAAGUUUAGCUCGCUUUCAAACUCUAGUAGAUUCUUACCGAAGUGCAAUAAACACACGAGACAUUCCACCAAUGCCAGGAAUGCCCCCUUUGUCUCACCCCAUUGGACUGGGGUCAGAAAUAAGACCCCCUAUGCCUCAAGGACAUCUAACUCCUACCACUGACCCCAGCUCUGGACAGUCCAUAGCCCCACCCCCAUGGGGAUAUUCAGGGUACCCUUACUAUAAUGCUGCAAACUUUCCAAAUUAUCAGGGUCCACAUAGCUAGUAAACAUUACUUGGUAACCGUGAAAAACCUGGUGUAAACAAAAAAGGCUGGAUAAUCAUUGUUGAUUUUCUUAAAACAUCCUUUUUAAUUAAAAAUAACUUUCUAUCUUUGCAUUAUUUACAUUGUACAAAAUUGUUAUUGUAAUUAUAAUUGAUCUUAUCAUUUAUAACUUUUUAUUUUUUAUUUGUAUAGUUCCUCACUAUUAGCUAUAUUUUAGUGGCUUCAUUAUGUUAAUUGAUAUUUGAAUAAUAAAUGCACCAAAUUGCCGAAUGUAGUGCUGAAUAGAUUGAAUAGUUGUUUUGCUCUGUUACCUUUAUACAUUAUCAUAAACUUGACUGAAGGCGUGUGUUACCAUUUUGUUGUAUAUAUAUAUAUAAAUUGUUAUUCCAUUUAAUGAUGAAGUUUUUAAAUUUUGUUGAGGGUUUUCCAAUGAAACUUUUGUGCAUUUUAUAUUAGUUUUGGGUGAUACAGAACAUCUUUUUAUGGUAUUUCUUCAGCUUAUAGGUAAUUUUUCUGCAAUGGCUAGCAUAACAUAGUUUUAUGUGAAGUUUACCCUAAUAUUCUGACUUGUAGUGGGUUGAUUUUCACUUAGUAAGCUGACAUCUUUAAUGGCCCUCAAGUUCAGUGAUGCUUUCAACAUGUUAUUUUUCAUUUUGAAUUAAUGCGACUCUUAAUACUCAGGGGCUCAUAUUUAUGAAUGCUGUUAAUAUUUUGUGAGUGUAUUGAAUGAAAAGUAUGUACGUAACGUCGUUAUUAAAAAUUUACUGGUAAAAUAUUUGUAUUUGUUUGUUCUAUAAGUCAUAAUGAGUAUUUGUGGAUGUAUGGUGUCAAAACUCAAAAGUAUGUAUUAAUUACCAUUUAAUUCAAUAAUGCAGUUGUUUGCUUUAUAGCUGAUAUGUAUAUGACAGUCAUAUAUCAACUUGUUGUUAGAAAUACAUGUUAUGUUUACUUGUUAUAACACAUAUAAAAUAUGAUGGCUUGUGUAAAUGAAAUACAUUUAAAUUAAGUGACUGUAUAUUUUUAACCGCAUUUGAAAAAAGAAACCUAACAUAUAUCAAUUGCAUUCUUUAAAUAAAUUUGUUAGAUGAAACUUGAUUUUUUACAUUAAAUUAUAAAUUGAA
This is a messenger RNA of Mya arenaria, 3629 nucleotides long. RefSeq names its product zinc finger protein 652-like. The record is from RefSeq and is a predicted model, not a curated record. The transcript has 3 exons. Bases 70 to 2508 code for a protein of 812 amino acids. NCBI's taxonomy places the organism in Eukaryota, Metazoa, Mollusca, Bivalvia, Myida, Myidae.